CAUCAAAGACACGACGUCUCCGACAGGCAAACGUUCUUCAGCAACACGACGAUCCCCUGAUCCUAUCGAGCUGUCUGUCGCACACGAGAUCAACAUGUUGCCGAGGCCCUAAGAGAACAUUCGUGAGGGUUUCCGAUUCCGACUCUGCCUCCCACGGGGACGUUCCACGCCGACAACUCGCACGUCUCGUCCACCGGUCGGAUCAUGCCAUCGCGAAUUCCUCCACGCCAUGCAGCAUCGGCACCGGUACUGCCAACCACACCACCGCCAUCGUCCGGCUGCGGGGGCUAUGGGAAACACCCCUCUGCGCCAUCAUCGCUCGCCAUGAUAUCCUCUCGCUCUACCUCCUCAACCCCAAGUCGGCCACCUCGUCACUCGCUUCGCGAAGUAGCCCAUGUACCCUCGCUCGACAUGCCUCUAAUCUCGCACAGCCGCCCGUGGCUCCGCGUUGUGCCGCCGCUGCUCGCUCUGCCUGGCCGGGCACUGCUGCUCGUCCUGGCUUGCCUCCUUCUAACAACUCGACCUGCCGACGCCGUCCAGAUUCCUUUCUCGAACUGUCUCCCCGACUCCUACAGAUUGUACGAGCCACGUCUUCUGCAGUGGACCCCGUUGUACGCCGAUGCUCGCUUUGAUACCGAGAGCGAAAACCACAAUCUUCGUGUCAUCAUUUGGGGAAAUGUGACAGGCUCCCAUUCUGGGGUCUCCCUCCCCCCGCCGAGCGACUCCCACUGGGAAGAUCCCACAGAGACUGAGGGCAAGAUUGUCCGGCUUCCCAACGAACCCAACGCCAAGGUCACGGCGCUCAAGACGCAGGUCGAGAUGCUCACAUACCAACCCUUUGGCGCUCGUGAAGACUUUUGUAACGACAAGCUCGUGAACGCCUCCUGUCCCCUGGCGCCCGUCUUCAACCAGACUGAUGUCCAUGACUUCUUCUCCUCCUAUGCCUUUGCAUCCUUCUCCGCGACCUUCCUCGUUAUUUACGGUGACGUUGCCGCUACUGACAUUGGUUGUGUCUCUGCGACCAUCACCCCGGAUCUCGGCCACCUGGCCGGCUUGAUCAAAUGGAUGCCCUUUGCCAUUCUGUUGUUCGUCGGCUUCGCUACCGUUUUGGCGAGCAUGUACAGCCCCUGGGGCACCACUGACGUUUUGCGGUGGACCUCAAACUUUGGGCGGGAUCAGGACUUGCUGCGUCUUGUCACGCCUGGCUUCGGCGACUGCCUGCAGUAUAUCCAGUUUGUCGUUCUCACCGGAUCACUCACUCUGAGUUACCCUGGCUUCUACCAGCCCAUCGUCAGCCAAGCGAGCUGGUCAGCCUUGAUGUUUAAUGAGAGUUUUGUAGACAAGUCUCCCGGCUGGCCAGCUAUUCAAGACGGCAUCUACGUUACAGAAGGCCAUCAUGGUCUGGAGCGCUUUGCGCACCUGGUCGGUAUGGGUGAUGUCGAGGAUAUCUGGGUAGGCAUGAUGGUCUGGCUGCUGGUCAUCAUUGCCUCCGUCCUCGUGCUCAUCCAGAUAGGCUUUUUCGUUCUUUGGAUCUACCGACUGAUCAGCAGCACGACUGAGGAGGACCUGCGCGCGAAAAACUUGCCGUUCUCGAUAGGCAACGUUGUCCGAGUCGUCUUCAACUUCUUCUUGCUGCCCAUCGUAGCGCUCUCCACCUUUCAGCUCGUCGUUGCCGGCGAAUCAGCCAACUUUGCCGUCGCCUUGGCUGUCCUCACGUUGGGCAUCGCGAUUGGUGCCGGGGCAACCCUUUGGCAUCGCCUCAGAUUGUCUUGCUCGCCAUCUGUGAGGGUGGUGCAAGUCUUGCCCCUACACGCAUUUCGUCCCUUCCCUCCUGCAACAUUCAUGAACGCCUACCAUACCAUGUUCUCCGUCGUGAGGUUCAUCACCGUCAUGCCUCAUGGGUUCCCCUCAUCCCUGGAGCUCGGGAGUCACAGGAAGGCCCCCAAGGACGUGCGUCGAAGUCAUCCCCCGGUCUGCCUGGCGCCGGUGGCGAGAGUGGCCUGGCCCAGAGGUGGACUAGCCCAAGAUCUUUCGGCAUGCGCCAACUGCAGCGACGUACAAUGGCUCGUCGCAACGGGGCCGUCUCGCCAAAGCACGCUUUCGAGCACCCGCCAUGCUCGAUGCCCGACGAAGUGUCCAAAAGCGGGCUACAUGCCCGCAGGGAGAGUGCGAAGUGAAUCCCAGGGGAGCGCGUUCCUCCUGAGGAGCCAACAGAGAAGCUCUUCGGUUCUUGAUAGCAUCGACACGUACUCGGCGCCGCCUCGCAACUUUGAUAGCGGCAGCAACUUCACGCCGACGACUCCUGGCGAGGCCAGCACCUUUUCGUUCCUACCCUCGCCCGGCGGAGCCACCCGCCCUCAGCCGGCUAUGAUUGCUGACCCCUCGGACCCCUACUAUCGGCCGCCUCGGCGUCGCGGCGACACACUGACGGGCUCCAUCAUGUCGGACAGACGCCGCGUUUCCAUUGCUGACUCGAGACGAUAUAGUCAGCUUGCGCCACAGCCAGCUGAUGGCGGCGACCUGGGAAGAUGCCCUGCCCUGCGGACCAGGCAGAGCCUGUCGAUUCUACUACGCGUCGCGUCAGCGCCUGACUCGAGCUCAGUCGCAGACUCGUACGGGCUGCGACCGACUGGUCCCAUGCUCUGCAGCUGCUGGCUCAGACGAUGCUCGGCGCAAGACAAAGAGAAGGGCAAAGGAUUCGAGGUUGUCCGCAGCGCACGCAUGCCAACUUCGAUGCGUGCUCCCGGUGGCGAGUUUAGUGACAAUCCUCCCCCUGAAGGAAUUCCAGUGGCCAUGGGGGUACUGAGGAACGGACCCAUCGAUUCUGAUGAUGAUGAUGACGAUGAUGGUCGUGCUGCUGCUGCACCGACGAAGGAUCAGAAGAACACACCGACGAAGGCUGCUGCGCCACAAGACGACUUGUUGACGGGAGACGAGGGGCGACGAAGCUCGGAGGAGACGGUGUCGGACCGAUCGAGGGUACCAGAUGCGCCUCCUGCGCUGCCAGGGCUAGAUUACGGCGACAGUUUCCACCUGCCCAGCCGAAUCCCGUCGCAAGCUAGCCGACAGCCAUCACAGAGACAGAGGCCGAGGAACCUUGGAGUCGUCGGCCCUGAGUCUGAGACGCCCGACAUCCCCCGGAAAAGCUCGAAACGCCACUCGCAGGCCGAGUUCGACCACUCCCCCACGCCCUCCUUUAACCUGGUCCCGCCGACAUCGCCGUCGCGUGGCCAGGCACAACGGGCAGCAGUCGAUACAUCUCCCAAUCGACUGCCCUUUACAAGGACGGAAUCGCAACGACGACGCCUCUCGGGCUCGUCGAUGGAUGCUAGCGAUCUCAGCCAAAUCGACUUGAGCGGAUCUCCCGACGAUCGACCGACAAGUUUCGGUUACGUGCCACAACACAACAUCAGCAGAAUCGAUCCAGACCAGCAGCACCACGUGGACCUGCUGGGCGCAUCGGCGGAACUCGUCGACGAGAGGGGCGCAUCGAGCCGCAGCUCCACGAGAUGA
This is a messenger RNA of Verticillium alfalfae VaMs.102, 3513 nucleotides long. RefSeq names its product integral membrane protein. The record is from RefSeq and is a predicted model, not a curated record. NCBI's taxonomy places the organism in Eukaryota, Fungi, Ascomycota, Sordariomycetes, Glomerellales, Plectosphaerellaceae. Gene Ontology annotation, biological process: transmembrane transport. The coding region runs from base 325 to 3513 and encodes 1062 amino acids. The transcript has 5 exons.